UCACAGAACGUAGUGAUUGUAUUCUCUUUGCUAGUCAUAAUUAAAACCUCGUUACGGAAGGACGUGUCUUAUUUACUACUACCCGAUAUUCUUCAGUGGCGACGAGAUAAACUAAAGUUACGUGUGCAAUUUACACAUAAAACAGUCUUCAUAAUGUCAAUUGGUAAAAUGAACGAGUUCAAAGUGCAUAGUGAUGAUUGGAACUUAUAUGUAGAAAGACUAGAACAGUACUUUGUGGUGAAUAAGAUUCCGGCGGAUAUGCAAGUACCGACAUCAAUUACCGUUAUGGGGGCAGAAGGGUACGAAUUACUAGUUAAUUUAUGUACCCCAGAUAAACCCAAAUCAAAUACGUUUGCUCAAAUAGCGGAAAUAAUGCAAAAACAUUUACAACCCAAACCCAGCCCAUUAACGGAACGAUACAAGUUACGUAACCGGAAACAAAAGGACGGUGAGAGCAUCGCAGACUACGUAGCGGUACUUAAAAAAAUGUCGAUCGGAUGCGAGUUUGGAGAGGGCUUAGAAGAAAGUUUGAGGGACCAGUUAGUGUGUGGGGUCAGGAGUGAAGCUAUUCGACAGCGUUUAUUCGCUGAGGAAAAGUUGGGCUUCGCAAAAGCAUACAUCUUAUCAGAAGCAGCGGAAAGAAAUGCAGCGGUAGUAGAGGGACAAGAUGUACACGGGGAAGUGACGGCAUCGGCGCAUUGUCAUGCCAUGGCAGUGGGCAAGGAGUGGCGUGGCAAGUGGAGUGCAGGUCGGCAGGCGGCCGCAUACACGGGCGCCGGCGGAGCAGGGACGUCACGAGGGGCCAGUAAGGGCACGCGGGCCUGGGGCAAACCGCCCCAAAACUAUCAGCAGCGACAGGAGCAGUGCAAAGCGUGUGGACGUCUUCACAGCACGACCACGUGUAAAUUCGCUAGAUACGUAUGUAGGGUGUGUAACCAACAGGGGCACUUGAAGAAGAUGUGCGGGCUGGUGAGUAUUCAACUGCGCGAGGGCGCGCGGCCAGUGUUCAUGCGCGCGCGGCCGUUGACGCUCUGCGGGCCCCAGUGGAGCGCGCGCUGGAACAGUUGGUAA
This is a messenger RNA of Leptidea sinapis, 1071 nucleotides long. RefSeq lists its product as uncharacterized. Bases 154 to 1071 code for a protein of 305 amino acids. The record is from RefSeq and is a predicted model, not a curated record. The transcript has 2 exons. Lineage: Eukaryota; Metazoa; Arthropoda; Insecta; Lepidoptera; Pieridae.